AUCCUCCGACUCCGUCCUCUUCACAAUGAACGCGACCAAGAUUCUCCAGCAGGGUCGCCAGCCCAUGAUCCGCUUCCUGGGCAAGCGCACCAUCCCGACCAAGGUGGACCACACUCCCCACGCACACCCAGCCGCCCCCACCGACGCGCUCCCAGAGUCUUUCGCAUCCUACCGCAAGAAGGCACAGCAGCACGGCCCCCUGAACCCCGGCCUGAGCAGCAACUACUCAUCCAUCGUCGGCGGCCACAUUGGCGGUGCUCCCGGCACUUCGCUUGGUCGUGUCGAGGCCGGCAAAGGCGAAUACUUUGACCGCUCCGAGCUCCCCGCCCGCUUUCAACGGCUGUCAUGGACGCCAGCGGAGAUCGAGGCAGUCGAGUCUGGCGGUGCCAGCAUGUUUGCAUGAACAAUUGAAGAGCAUGAGCUAUGACGACUGGACCGAGAUUAGAUUGCUGUACAAAUACAAGCGCCAGGAAGCGAUGUCAAGAUUACGAGCGGGAGAUGACGGUACUGUCAGAGACUGGAUUUGAACUGGUUCAACAAAAGCGAGGUUGAUAGGCGCUACUUUCUUUGUAUACCCUUGAGAGACGAGAAGUGGUAGGAGUCCAUUGCGCACCGUCGGCUGGCGGUGGAGAUUCCAAGGAAGGAGCUUCAACGGCGACACGAAUAGGAUUUAAUUUCACCUAUAGGAAAUUCAUCAUUACUAUACGAAAUG
Parastagonospora nodorum SN15 is the source of this 712-nucleotide messenger RNA. RefSeq lists its product as hypothetical. The coding region runs from base 26 to 403 and encodes 125 amino acids. The record is from RefSeq and is a predicted model, not a curated record. Lineage: Eukaryota; Fungi; Ascomycota; Dothideomycetes; Pleosporales; Phaeosphaeriaceae. Gene Ontology annotation, biological process: 2-oxoglutarate metabolic process. The transcript has 2 exons.